UUUUUUUUUUUAAAAAAAAAAAUUAUUAUUGAAUAAAUGAUCAAAAUGAUCUUUUGUCAUUUAUCAUUUAUUAAAUUAUUGAAUUUUAAAAUUGGAGCGAUUAUUCUUUUUACCAUCACUUAUUUGUUUUUUAAUAAUUUUAGUGAUCAACAGGUUAGAGGAAUUCCAUACCCUGAGAAUCCAAAGAAAAUCGAUAUUGGUCGAGGAGAAGAUAUUUGGUUUUUAACAGAUAACGAUGAAGUAGUGUAUCUUUCUAAUCUAAGUUCAAUUAAGAUUUUCUUUUCGAGUGAAUCUAUUUCUCUUUUUAAUAUUAUGUAUUAUAUUAGCUUUAUCAUUGGAGCCCAAUCAUAAAACAUUUAAUAUAUAAGGAUUCCAAUGUUUUAGAUUUUGCUGUUGGAUCAGAUGGAACAGUUGUUCUUAUUAAAAAAGAUAAUGAAGUAUAUAUCAGAACUA
Rhizophagus irregularis DAOM 181602=DAOM 197198 is the source of this 453-nucleotide messenger RNA. NCBI's taxonomy places the organism in Eukaryota, Fungi, Glomeromycota, Glomeromycetes, Glomerales, Glomeraceae. The record is from RefSeq and is a predicted model, not a curated record.